Messenger RNA from Chrysoperla carnea, 411 nucleotides. It is a transcript of the gene Tim8, whose product is annotated as mitochondrial import inner membrane translocase subunit Tim8. The coding region runs from base 85 to 378 and encodes 97 amino acids. The record is from RefSeq and is a predicted model, not a curated record. The transcript is spliced from 2 exons. Lineage: Eukaryota; Metazoa; Arthropoda; Insecta; Neuroptera; Chrysopidae.
AAGAGAAGUGACAAUAAUAAUUUUCUGACGAAAGAUAUUUAACAAAUAUUGAAAUAAAUUUAUAUUUAAAAAUAUAAACUAAAAAUGUCUGAUUUUUAUAGUGAAGGUUAUAAUAAUAAUGUUGGAUCAGCAUCAGGAAGUAAAGGGGGUGAUAAUGAGCUACAAGAAUUUUUGUUAAUAGAAAAACAAAAAGCACAAUUUCAAGCUCAGAUUAACGAAUUCAAUGAUUUUUGUUGGGAUAAAUGUCUGGAUAAACCUGGAAAUAAAUUGGAUAGCAAAACUGAGACAUGCAUAACAAAUUGUGUAAAUCGAUUUAUAGAUGUAUCGUUGUUGGUUACCAAACGAUUUGCACAAAUUAUUCAAAAGAAUGGAGCAUAAAGUUCCUAUAUUAAGAUUUAUUAAAUUGUGAGU